Molecule: messenger RNA, 1422 nt
Organism: Cotesia congregata
Lineage: Eukaryota; Metazoa; Arthropoda; Insecta; Hymenoptera; Braconidae
Source: the annotation of a GenBank genome assembly
AUGAAUAUAAAAAUAAUUUAUCAUCAUGCCCUCCAGUUGGUGUUCAAUGAAUCAACAGGUGUUCAUUCUCUUAAAAAUUAUGAAAAUGAUAAAGAGACAAAAUUGGCACACGGAGAACAACUAUUGAGUGACCAGAUCCGGUUAAUACUCAAACAUUAUCAACAACCAGAUCCUAUCGGACUUCCAAAUGUUCCUAUACCUGAUCCAAUGACUGUACCAGAUUUAAAGCAUUCAUUUUCAAUGCUUACUAUAAAUUUGAAAUCUGUAACAGUCCAUGGACUCUCUAAAUUUCGGAUUAUACGUGCAGAAUCUGAAAUAGCUUUAAUGCAAGUUUUAGUUGCUUUGAAUAUCGAAAAUAUUGAUAUUCGAGGGUUGUACACACUCAGCAAUUCUUUUUCAUCGUGGCUAGGAGAAUCAUCUGGGAAUUUCACUGUUAAAUUAAGCGGAGUUGAUGUUCAAGGGGUUGCAAAGCUUGAAGUUGCUUCAAAUGGAAAGCUUCGUGCUCAAGAUAUUGAUAUGGACUUAACAUUUGAAAAGAUCGACAUGGAUUUUAAGAAUCUUGGGUUCUUGGAAUCAGUGUUUCAAGGUGCUAUGAAUUCUCUGGGAUCAUUUAUUUUCGAUAGCAUCAAACCAUUUAUUCUUAAUGAAGUUAAUACAAAUAUCAGAGGUGAAGUGAAUAAAAAAAUAUCUAAAUUACCGCAUUACUUUCCAAACUCAAUUUCCCCCUUUGACAUGGCAAUAGCGGAGGCACGCAAGCAAGUUUCCGAUUUGGGAUAUGAUCCUUACAAACUCAAAGAUUAUUCUCAAAGUGCUGGAUUAAUCACCGUUGUUUCAAGUCACACUUGGCUAACAGGUCUUGCUAGCUUUUAUCGGAUGGGUAACAUCACUCUAACUAUGGAAAAUGGCACGGUUCAUGCAGUGAUAGACGUCGGUACACAAGCGAUUGAUGGCAGAACACAUUGGGAAGUGGGUCUGAUUAAUGGUUUUCUAUCUAGGGCUGGAACAAUCUCGUUUACAGUUCAGUAUUUACGAAUGCAAAUGAAAUUAAUUCAGCCGGUAGACACCCGAAAACGUGCAUCUCUAGGAGAGCUUAAUUUUGAGCUUGGUAAUAUUCAGACGAGAAUACACGGUGCGGGUACACUGGAUUAUAUUAUAGAAGCGGGAGUUAACAUAUUACCAAAUUUAUUACGGUAUCAAAUAAUGGACGCAAUCGAAGGACCUAUGAAGAAUCGAAUUCAAGAAGAAAUUAAUAAGAUAGAUGUAGAAAAACUGAUUAGUGAAAAUAUCCCGAUUGUUGAAAAACAAGUACUCAUUAAAGGAAUUAAGCUGUCUGAAGCUGUAAUUCUUGCAGAAAUUGUGCCACCCCUGCCUGAAGAGGAAAACUUGAAAAUUGUUGAUAGUGAAGAGUCAUCUUUUUCAUAA